GGCGCCCUGGCCGCGUUAAUGAGUGCCAGGUGUGGGGGUCAGCGACCUCCUCCUCCCGCCCCCCAAGUGGCCCUUCUUCGCCCCACGGAUCCCGGGCCAGGAGGAUGUGGGGGGGCCUCUGCUGGGUCGUGGCCGCCUUGCAGGUGGGAGUCGGACUGGGGGCCGCCUGGGGGCCGCGGGCAGAGCCCAGUACAGCCAACUGGUCAGCAGGAUCGGACCCCCCCAGCCCCAGCCCUCCGACAUGGACCACACCACUCCCCGGGUCAACGGCCAGCAGUGGGGCUGGUGCCCCAGGAGAGCAGGAGCCCCCCACCUGCAGGGGAGAGGAGGAUUGCCCCCCUUGGAGCAGCUGCGAGGAGCAGGCCGGGCGCAACUUCUGCCGCUGUGGGCUGGGCUACCACCUCAGCCCCACCCUGGGCUGUGUGCCAGGCCUUCCCCGGCCGGCUCUCGCUGUGGGAUCCGGGAAGCCCCGACUGGUCUCAGCUGCCGUGGGUCACCCUCCAGAUCCAGAGCUCGUUCCAGCACAUCCUGGGGCACCUCGAUGGCUACCUGGGCUCUUCUGCCCGAGACCUGAAGUGGCCCAGCUCAGAAGUGACCCUAUUCCACCAUUUCUCCGCUCGGGCGCCAGUCACCAGCCGGCAGGUGGCAGAGGCCGUGGCCACGUUCUGGGCGCAGUGCCACGAGAGCAGCCACGUGGGGGACCCUGCAUGCACUCUCCUGCGCCAGACAGGCCCCUACCAGAACCUGAGUCUCUGCCUCUUUGACGUCUGCGAGGCCCUCUCCACCAGCUGCUCCUUCCAAGACGGCCUCGUCCGAUGCAGCUGCCGGCCCGGCCACUUCCAGGCGCACCCAGCCGAUCGCACCUGCACAGAAUGCGGCAGUGGAUUUUGGCUGCAGAACGGCACCUGCACCAGGUGUCCGUUUGGGUUCGGUGGUGCUGGCUGCCAGGAGCCCUUCCUGCUGGCCUUGGUGGUCGUCUCUGGCCUUGCUGGUCUCCUGCUGCUGCUGCUCAUCGCUGGGUCUCUUUCCAGAAGAGCCCGGCCCCCCAAGGAGGACCUCAAGGAGACCCCCGACGCCCCCCAGCUUCCCCUGCACGCCUCCUCCACCUUGAGCCUGCCCCGCGUGAGGCCUCCGUGGACCCUGGAGGAGGCCGAGAUGAGGAGAGGGGACCGACUGUCCCUCUGGGGCCCGGACGUGGGGCAGCGCCCUGCAAAUGCCCCCCGGCUGAAGACAUUCCUGGGGUCCUCCAGCUCCCCACCCUCCCCCCCACAGCCGCUGGGCGGCUGCCACAACCUCAUCUUUGUCAGCGACGCCACCGAGGAGAAGGAGAGGAGGAGCUAUUUCUGAAGAAGGAGGUGGGGUCCCCUCUCUGUCCCCCAGCAACCUGCUCCUGGAUCUUCCCUUCCAUGGUGUCUCCACAGCUCAAGGAAAAUCCCUG
Molecule: messenger RNA, 1438 nt
Organism: Lacerta agilis (Sand lizard)
Lineage: Eukaryota; Metazoa; Chordata; Lepidosauria; Squamata; Lacertidae
Product: protein HEG homolog 1-like
Exons: 12
Coding region: 19-1347 (442 amino acids)
Source: RefSeq, a predicted model, not a curated record